Molecule: messenger RNA, 4143 nt
Organism: Cutaneotrichosporon cavernicola
Lineage: Eukaryota; Fungi; Basidiomycota; Tremellomycetes; Trichosporonales; Trichosporonaceae
Gene: BUB1
Exons: 4
Coding region: 1-4143 (1380 amino acids)
Biological process (GO): protein phosphorylation; meiotic sister chromatid cohesion, centromeric; mitotic spindle assembly checkpoint signaling
Cellular component (GO): nucleus
Molecular function (GO): ATP binding; protein kinase activity
Source: RefSeq, a predicted model, not a curated record
AUGCCGCCAACACCCCGAGCGCCGUCGCCAGACGGACCCAUUACUGACUUCGCGCUCCUCGAGGCGCAGAAGGAGAACAUCCGGCCCCUUGCCUCGGGCCGUAGCGCCGCCGCCCUUGGCGCAUUCUUCGAGGGGGACGAGGAGACGCGCAAGGCCCACGAAGACAAGAUCGCGCAGUUCAAACUCGACAUCGAGGAUGCGGAGCGUCGCGACCGCGAGGGAGAGGACAUGGUAGACGGCGUGGCAGACGUGCUCGACUUGUGGAACCGAUAUGUUGCCUUCACCGUGCAAACCAACCCCUCUUCUCCAGGCCGCAUCAUCCCCGUAGUUGAGAGCGCCACGCGACGCUUCAUCGACGAUGCACGCUACGCCCAGGACAUCCGGUACCUCAAGCUGUGGAUAAUCUACGCUCGCCAGGUCGAACGACGAGAGGAGAUGUGGGCGUUCCUCGAGAGUCGCGAUGUCGGGACACGACACUCGUCGUUCUACGAGGAGUGGGCCCUCGUACUCGAGGGCCUUGGACUAAAGAAGAAGGCCGACGAGGUGUACCGCCUUGGAAUUGCGCGUCGCGCCGCUCCCAUGGAGCGACUGAAGAACAGACACGCGGCCUUCCUCACGCGCAUCAUGGCACCAUCCUCCGACGACAUCCCGGAGGAUGACCCCAACCCUCCCGCACCGCCCCGCCGUGCUGUUCUCGGCGCUGUCGGCGGGCCUCCCCCAUCUGUACAGCAGAUGCCUUCCGGGCGGACCCGCGGCCCGAACGGGUCCAAGAUGGAGAUCUUCUCGGACACGACCGGGCGCGGCAACCCGGAGCCCACACCGUGGGAGGACUUUGGCACGCGCGAAGGUCGUCGGAAGGAGAACACCAUCGAGGCCGCUCCAUGGCGUGGCGAGACCAUGCCUCAGAGCGCAUCACGCCACCGUGUAACACCCCGUACCCCCAAGAUUGAAGUGUUCAAGGACUCGGAGACGAACGGCACCGUCGUGGCAGGCGACGGCGACGUAAUGCGCGCCAAGGCCCCACCAAACGAGGCAGAGAAGCUCCGCUUCGACCCACUGCGCAACUUCGACGUUGGGCCGAUCAACGCCUUUCCGUCUCUCCCUACAGAGUCUCGUCCCCCAGUUCCUCCCGUCGCACCCGCCGCACCUACCAGCGCACGCAAGCCCUCCUCGAGGGACAAGGAGAAGAAGAGGGAGAAGCGCCACCGGUUCGUCAUGGAACCGUGGACAUGUCCGACAGGUGGCGCCGAGAUCGUCGACGCCAAGGGCAAACACGAGCGGCGCAUGUUCGACUGGGACGCGGUGUUCAAGGGUGGUGAGGAAUGGAGCUUUGAGGAAGUGCGCGCUCGCCAACGCGGCCUCCUCGGCAAGGUCUACAAGCCCGUCGCGGCCUGGGAACGUACGUGGCACGCUGGCGGCGCGACGAGCCCCAAGCCUCCGCCGAAGCCUAUGCGCCCACCCUCGCCGACGGUUAAUACCAAGCUUGCCAACGCCGAGGUCAUGGACCUCUUCAACCAGACCAUCCACGGCGGCAAGGCGCGCCACUCUGACUCGGAGUCGUCUGACGACGACGACGACGACGGUGAUGACGCCGAGGAGCAAGUCAUGCCUACCCCGCUCCCCCGCCCACGCGCCGCCAUGAUGACCCCAGGUGGGCUGGUGCCUCCCACCCCCACUCCGGCGCCGGGUAGAAGCAACAUCUUCGGAGACGAUAACGGCCAGAUUCCCGUGUUCGCCGACGAGAACGCCCCUCGCAAGAUGGCAGUAUUCGACGAGAACGCCCCUCGCAAGAUAGCAGUCUUCGACGAGAACGCCGAGAAUGCUUAUGACCCAACUGACGAGAAUAAGAACGCCGGCCGGCCGGCUCAGACUCCUCGCGCCCCACUGGGCACAACACCGCGAGCCCCGCUUGGCAUGCGCACGCCCCUCGCGCCCACCCCGCGCGGGUUAGCGGUGCACGAUGAGAACGACACGCCGGCUCCAACGCGGCCUGUGCAGCGCAACAUCUUUGCCCUGCAGCAGGACGCGAUUGCUGAGGAGGACGAGAACAGUCCUCGUGCGAAGUCGUCACCGCGUGAAUCACCUCGCCAGUCGCCCAAGGAGCAAGCGCAAGAGCAGGAGCAGGAGCAGGAGCAGUCGUAUCGCACCGAGGUCAACGUCAACGAGGGCUACUCCUAUCGCACCGAGCCUGCGGCUGAACAGUCCUACGCUACUGAGGCGCAGAACGACUACUCCUACCGCACCGAACCAGAAGCUGAGGACGAGGGCACCCAGGAGCGCUUCGACGAGCACUACGAGGAGUAUCCCGAAGAGCGUCCUUUCCGGAACCAGAUGUACAACCGCCACUUACUGACACCUGUGACGGAGCGCACCUUCGAGCACACUGUCGCGACGGCCAAGAGCUCGCGGUUCGGCGGCCUUGGCACCCCAGAGGAGGAAGAGGAGGACGAGGAGCAGCGCUCACCGAGCCGCUCCAACUCCUCCAAUCGCUCCGGCUUUGUCGAUGCAGGGAUCUUCGACGUCCCCGAAGGGUACACCAUCGCGCGCAAGCUAGACGAUGAGCCCAAGGCCGACACGACCCAGUCGACGGACGCGACUGGCGACUUCGUCACGGCCCAGCACAACAGCCCUCCUAAGCCCGAAGGUUUCCGCCAUGCCUCGCCGGUUGGCAAGAUGGAGAUCUUCAAAGACGAAUCUAAGCCCUCUUUGAAGAUGCAGGUGUUUUCGGACGGACCGCAGGCGUCGCCCAAGCUCGCCGUCUUCGCCGACCAGCAGCGGGCGUCACCCAAGCCAGCCGUUUCCGCUGAUCCGCCCAAGGAGUCGCCCAAGCGGCUGGUGCUCGAGGGCAAGCAGCCGUCUCCGACCAGGGAGCCAGUGGCAUCCCUCGCCGCACCUGCUGCUGCCAUGGAGUGUCUGGUCCUCGCACCCGUGCUUUCGGAUAUUCCAAACCCGUGCAACCCCACAGACAGCUCGGUGAUCGCCACACUCUUGGAGCGCAUCGACCCACCUCUCGAGGAGCAACCCCUCAUCCGCCGAAUCUCGGACAGAUCGGCCCGCCUCUCCGCUCUGCAGAAGCACGCUAAGCUGCACGCACGGCGGUCGAGUUCGGCAUCAAUGCGGAUGUCAAUCUCGCCCGAUGACUUCUACCCGCUCGAGCUCGGCGGCAAGACGUACGAGGCGAGUCACAAGAUUGGCGAAGGGGGCUUCGGCUCCGUGUUCCUCGUUGUAGACCAGGCACUGCAGGCUGAGCUGGACGACGGGGAUGAAGACGACGAGGACGGCGCUAAGCUAGCAAUCAAGGUCGAGAAGCCCGCGAACUUGUGGGAGUCGGUUGUGCUGUCGCGGGUGCACGAACGCGUUGCGUCCAACCUCGUGCCGUCGAUUAUCCGUCCGCGCGGACUGUUCGCGUACGCCGACGAAUCGUUCCUCCUCCUCGACUACUGUCGCCAGGGCACCCUGCUGGACGUCGUCAACAAGGCUGGACAGUGGGGCAUCGCUCCUUCGCUGAACGGUACGAGCGUCCCUGACGAGAUUCUUGCCAUCUUCUUCACGAUCGAGCUCCUCCGUAUCGUCGAGGGCCUGCACGCGGCGGGUUUCGUCCACGGCGACCUCAAGAUUGACAAUUGCCUUGUGCGUCUUGACUCGGCCAAUGGCUGGGACGCGCAGUACACACGUGAUGGCUCGCGCGGGUGGGCCGCCAAGGGCGUGCGUCUCAUCGACUUUGGUCGCGCGUCCGACCUCUCCCUCUUCUCCCCUGGCGACAAGCAGACCUUUGUGGGCGACUGGAAAGUCGAUGCACGCGACUGUCCCCAGAUGCGCGAGGGCCGCCCGUGGUCUUUUGAAGCGGACUACUUCGGCCUUGCCAGUGUGUGCUAUUGCCUUCUCCAUGGCAAGUACAUUGGCACUGAGGUCGUCGAUGGGAAGGUCAAGCUCGACGCGCCAAUGAAGCGGUACUGGCAGGCCGACAUGUGGACCAAGCUGUUCGACACGCUGCUCAACCCCGCUGAGAUCCCGCUCACGGGGCAACUUACUUCGAUCCGUGCCGAGUUUGAGGGCUGGCUCGAGGACAACUGUGUCAAGAACGGUCGCAACCUCCGGCAGCUGCUCAAGCGGAUUGAGAGCCGCGCGAUGGAAGGGCGGUAG